Molecule: messenger RNA, 3741 nt
Organism: Gopherus flavomarginatus (Mexican gopher tortoise)
Lineage: Eukaryota; Metazoa; Chordata; Testudines; Testudinidae
Gene: ADRA2A
Product: adrenoceptor alpha 2A
Exons: 1
Coding region: 673-2013 (446 amino acids)
Biological process (GO): regulation of vasoconstriction; platelet activation; adenylate cyclase-activating adrenergic receptor signaling pathway
Cellular component (GO): membrane
Molecular function (GO): alpha2-adrenergic receptor activity
Source: RefSeq, a predicted model, not a curated record
GGGAACCUGCUGCUGCUGCUCCGAGCCGCCCGCAGCCGGAGGGACGGGCCAGCGACACUGGCCAGACCCCCACAAGGUCUGUCCCCUCCUUGCCGUGCACACUCAGCCCGUUUGAUUGCUCGGACUUGCUUUCCUGCCGGACGCUGGUGGGGGGAAGAUGCAGCCAAUCGCUUCCACCUGGAUAAGCCCCCCGUCGCCCUCCCCCUUAGCUGGACCCUUUGAUUAACGUGUCCGACCCUUCCCCGCCUGCCCUCUCCGCACAGGUAAGAUGAACUUUAUUUCGGAGCCUUGAACAGUAACUAAGAACUCUUCGCAGCCCUGCACAGCCCGCUCUGGGCGGGGAGCCUGGGGGAGAAGCAUCUGGCCCCCCGCAAGCGGCUGGAAAUGAAGUAGACUUCGACACGGGGAGGGAGGAUCAGCGGCUUGCUGCUUAUACAAGACCCAAACAAAACAAAGGACAGAGACGCUGCCCGUCCCCCGUUCCCCCCCCCCCCGUUGCUUCUGUCGCUCUAGUAAACAGAAGUCAUGGGAGCUAGAGGCGGCUGCUGCUGCUGAUUGAAUUAAGCUUUGCCACUAGCUCCCCUGGCAGGAGGCUACAGACUUGCCAGGUGCAGUGGCCGGCCCCUGAGUUUCUGGGUGACUCCUAGCAGGGAGCACGGGCAGCUGGGUUUGAUGUUUAACCUGGAGAACCCGUUCACGGAGAGGGGGCGCUUCUUCUCUUCCAUGGAGUACCAGCACCAGCUGGAAGAGGAGGGUUACCCGCCUCCUGGCAGCAACGGGAGCCUGAAUGAGAGUGAGGUCGGGCCAAGAGGUGGUACCCCUUACCCUCUCCACACCACUCUCACCCUCAUCAGCCUGGCAGGGCUGCUCAUGCUCUUCACCAUCUUCGGCAACGUGCUGGUCAUCAUUGCCGUCUUCACCAGCCGUGGGCUCAAGGCUCCCCAGAACCUCUUCCUGGUCUCCCUGGCCUCAGCUGACAUCCUGGUGGCCACGCUGGUCAUCCCUUUCUCACUGGCCAACGAAGUGAUGGGCUACUGGUACUUUGGCAAGGUCUGGUGCGAGAUCUACCUGGCCUUGGACGUGCUAUUCUGCACCUCCUCCAUCGUGCACCUGUGUGCCAUCAGCCUGGACCGCUACUGGUCCAUCACCCAGGCCAUCGAAUAUAACCUCAAGCGCACACCGCGCCGCAUCAAAUGCAUCAUCUUCAUCGUCUGGGUCAUCUCAGCUGUCAUCUCAUUCCCGCCCCUUAUCUCCAUUGAGAAGAAGAAUGGGCAGCAGGCUGACCAGCGGGCAGCUGGGUGCAAGAUCAACAAUGAGAAGUGGUACAUCAUCUCCUCCUGCAUCGGCUCCUUCUUCGCCCCCUGCCUCAUCAUGAUCCUGGUCUAUAUACGUAUCUAUCAGAUUGCCAAGAGGAGAACCAGGGUGCCCCCCAGCAAAAGAGGAGAACACCCCAAUAAGAGGCAAAAUGGCUUGGCAGACAAGGAGGAGCUGCCAGCAGCAGCCAAGCUCAAUGGGGAGAAGCUGACAGAGGGAGGAGGAGGGGAAGGAGGGCAGGAGAGGGAGCUAAAUGGCAUAGACAUGGAGGAGACUUCCUCCUCGGAGCACAAUGAGAACCAUCAGUGCAGGAAGCAGGGGAGGCCCCAGAGAUGCAAGGGCAAGACCAAAUUGAGCCAGAUCAAGCCUGGGGACAGCUUGCCCAGGAGGAUGGAGGAGGAGAGGAAUGCCAAAGCAUCCCGGUGGAGGGGCAGGCAGAACCGGGAGAAGCGCUUUACCUUUGUGCUGGCAGUGGUGAUCGGGGUCUUUGUCAUAUGCUGGUUUCCCUUUUUCUUCACCUACACACUCACCGCUGUCUGCAAGAGCUGCUCCGUGCCUGACACCCUCUUCAAGUUCUUCUUCUGGUUUGGUUAUUGCAACAGCUCUCUGAACCCUGUCAUCUACACCAUCUUCAACCAGGACUUCAGGAGGGCCUUCAAAAAGAUCCUCUGCAGAAUAGACAGGAAAAGGAUUGUUUGAUGAACAGACCCUUUUCUGUCAGCAUGACUGGUGACUAAAGGCUCUCCCAUGUGAGGGUGAUGCACACCUGCCUUGGGCUGGAUUUGCAAGUGAAUAGUUUCCUCUGAUGUGCAGGUGGGACCCCUUUAAAAACUGAGAUGAAACUAUUAAAACACCAAGCAACAACAACAAAGCAAGCAAGGGAAACACACAGCCUCAGCAUUUGGGUUUGCUAGUGAAUCAUUUCUGGCUUUGGAUGGGUUCAUGACUUAUAAGCUUAACUCUUUGAAAACUUAAAUGAAAUUCAGAAAUCAACAACAAAGAGAAAAUAUACAGGCCCACAUAAGCUAUUUUUUUGGAUGUGUAAUUAACUUUAAACUCCUUGUAAAAAUACAGUAUUCCAUCCCUGAGAUCUGUCUUAAUUUUUGUAAGGCAGUCAGCUUUGAAACUAAGAAUGCUUUAAAUAGUCUUGACAACUUGAAGCGUAAAAACAAUUGGAGCCAUCUCAUCAACCCUGUGGUUUGAUAGUAUUACCAAGAUUUCCCAUGUGCUAUUGGAUUUUUGGCCGUAAAGCUUGUAAGUGCAGACCUGACCACAUUGGAGGAUUUUUUUUUAUGUAUGUGAUUCUGUUUCCUUGUUUGCUCACUAUUAUUUAGUAUUGCUGAAAAGGUAACAUUCCUAACCGGGGGGGGGCGGGAAACCAAACAGUUUCACAAUGCAAUCAGAAAUGAUCCAAAAGAUUGAGAACAAUGAGCUCAUUUUGCUUGCAAUGUGAUGCUUGAGAGCAAUCAAGUUCUUAAAGAGUUAAUAGAAAGUAAUAUCCCCUUACCUUACAGCACGGAAAUCUGUUCAAUGCUAACUUAUUUUCCCCACCCUGAUUGUAAAUAGAUAACAACAUUUUUAAAGUAAAUAUCAGGGUUACAUAUCAUGUUAUCUGAUUUGUAUUGAUUUUUGACAUUUUAAUUCCUGCUGGGUUUCCUGCACAAGAAACCGGGUUUCAUGCACAAAAGCAAUUCUGCCUUUUUGAGUAACCUGAUAAGAUUAAGUUUUUAAUUUUCUAGUUUCAUCUUCAGUGGAGACUGGUGAACUGUCCAUUUUUUAUCUGAAUCUUAUACAGGACAACCCUUUAAAACAGGAAACUUACAUACAGUUUCUCCUAUAUUUUAUGGUGUACUUAUGCUUUUUUUUUUUAAAAAAUGUGUAAAUAUCAUUAUAUUGGAAUGGGAAAAGAAAGAGUUAAUAUUAAAAUACCACCUUUUCAGAAGUAUCUAUUAUAAACAACAAAUCUAACAUCCUCGUGCCAUGAGAAAAACUUCCUGAAGAAUAUUAAAAAGGAAAAACUUCUUUGCCAUUCACAAUAAACUAUGGGGAAACCUUUUAACGUUAUAACAGCUUCGUUUAAAUACUGACAGGUCACAGAAAUGAUGUGGAAUACGAAACAUUUGUUUAAAUCACCCCAUUGUAAACUGAAUUUGAUUGGACAGCAGCUGUCAAAUGUACUGUAGCGGACUUAAAGGAGAAAGAGAGCUUUUUAUUUCUAAGAGUGAGUUUUAUUCCUUUUACUCUUGUUUUUGCUGUAUUUAACUACAAAGGUCCCAUGGCAAAUUAUGGGAGUUGGACACCAAUGUUUACAUCCACAUAAGUUUUCAAAGCUGAAUCCUUGUGAGGUGAGAAAAAAAGCAAACUUUCCUUUACUUUUAAAAAUAAAAAGUUGGCAGCAGUUGCUAUAAUGGAUUUUUUUAUUAAAUA